Messenger RNA from Photinus pyralis (common eastern firefly), 1641 nucleotides. RefSeq names its product ubiA prenyltransferase domain-containing protein 1 homolog (gene heix). The record is from RefSeq and is a predicted model, not a curated record. The transcript has a single exon. Bases 175 to 1176 code for a protein of 333 amino acids. Gene Ontology annotation, molecular function: prenyltransferase activity. Gene Ontology annotation, cellular component: endoplasmic reticulum; Golgi membrane. Lineage: Eukaryota; Metazoa; Arthropoda; Insecta; Coleoptera; Lampyridae. Gene Ontology annotation, biological process: vitamin K biosynthetic process; menaquinone biosynthetic process.
AAACGUCACCCAUUAGACGGGUGAAAUUUGGACGAGGUGAGCAGGCUGAGCACGUACGACACUCGUGGAGUCGUGGGCUAGUAUUUCUAAACGUAACACUUUGAAAUGGGGUUUUAAAUCGACGGUUUUUCUUCUCUAACUACACGACAAGAAAAUUGCGUAAACAAAUUUAGAAUGGAGACGAGCGAAAAAGGCAAUCAACACGAAAGUAUCCCUCUAAGGAACGGAACAGGGGAUGCGAAUUCAAAAAUCAAAUCAACGAAGGGUAGAUCUGGACUUAUGAAACUGUCGAGCUACAUACUGGCCUUACGUCCGUGGUCUCUAAGUGCGAGCCUUAUGCCAACUUUGCUAGGAUCGACGUUAGCGUACAAGUAUCCGGGAGGAACUGACUUUAACUACAUUACCUUAAUUUUGACUGUGUUUAUUAGUGUGUCUGUGCACGGUGCGGGAAAUUUGGUUAACACGUACUUUGAUUUCGUGAAGGGUAUCGACGAUCGUAAAUCGGACGAUCGGACCUUAGUCGAUCACAUCUUAACCAAGGAUGAAGUGGUCACGUUGGGUGCUUUGUUGUAUUUCGCGGGUUGUGUAGGUUUCAUACUGUUAACUGCACUCUCGCCCGCAAAAAUGGAGCACUUGGCAUUGGUGUACUUCGGAGGAUUGUCAUCUAGCUUUCUAUAUACGGGUGGAAUAGGUCUUAAGUACAUCGCCUUGGGCGACAUCUUGAUACUGAUCAUUUUUGGACCGAUUUCAGUUCUGUUCGCGUUCAUGUCGCAAACCGGUCGGCUGGAAUGGGCCACAAUUUACUAUGCGGUGCCGCUGGCUUUGAACACCGAAGCGAUCUUACAUAGUAACAAUACGAGAGACAUGGAGGUUGAUAGGAAAGCGGGCAUCGUAACGUUAGCCAUUCUUAUCGGACAUACAUGCUCGCAUGUAUUAUACGCCGCGUUGCUUUUUACACCGUAUGUAAUGUUUAUCAUUAUGACCAUUAAGUAUUCGAAAUGGUUUAUACUGCCGUUAGUAACGCUUCCUCAGGCUUUCAAGAUUGAGAAGCAAUUUCGGACCAAGGACAUAGCCGAUAUACCGAAAAAGACGGCGAAGCUUAAUCUGUUUUUUGGUAUUUUAUGCGUGAUGUCGUGCAGUAUCGCGCCGAACAUGCCUUAUUUUGUUAAAAGAUAAAUGUAGUGUCAUUUUAGGUUUAUCAAUUUACGAGAGUUAAUUGCAUCUCACGCAUGCUUUAUCAUAGAUAUACGUUUUGUUGAAUAUUUAUCUACCUAUUUAUUUUACGAGAGUAUGCAUGUGGAUCUUUGAACUUUGAAAUUGACAUGUUAAGUACACAUAUUACGAUAACCAGUGAAUUACGGAAUCGCUAAUGUGAUAUUUGGAGUGUGUGAAUCUUUAUUUCUGUUACAGAGGCUAAUUUUUUUUGUUCCAUUGUGCAAUUAACGACUGAUUUAAUCCAGUAGAUAAGUUUUUUUCGUUUAAUAUCGAGUGAGAAUUAUACUUAAUGACAAUAAAUGCUAAGUCUGUCUUUGAUAUUAAGAUUAUUUAUAUUCCACAAAAAUAGGUAUUGCAUUUUGGGUUACAAGUUUGUAAUACUUCUUUUGUGCAUUAGUGUUAAAUAAAUGUUGCUUUUAGAUGUGA